GAAGACGAGUAACAACUGGAAAUCCUGCUUGAAUGUUCAGUGGGCAAGUUGUAUUCGCAGGCGAAGUCCUCUUGCCUCCACAUACCAAGUAUAGAAGCCCAGUUUGAGAUCUCAAAGGAGGAAUGAAGGGAAGGCCCUACAGGAAUGGUCAACUGCCAGGAGAAGAAAAGAAAUCCACGUAGGGACCCUGGCUGCCUCUCAACCUGUGUCUAAGGUGAUUGAUGGUUAUUCUAGAGGUGGAAGGAAAACCGCCCCGAGCGUAUUUCCAGAAUCUGAACUCGACAUUGCAAAAACCAAAACAUACCCAAAAUAAGCCAUAAAUCGCCACCGUCAACAAAAUUGCACAUAUGCUGUCAGUUGGUUAAUCUUGUUACCGUUGGCCAGCUCAACACCAGUGAAUGCUGGCCAACUUCUCAAGAAGAACAAGAACAUUUUUUUUCAUCCUUUUUUUCCCCAGCCAAACAGGGCGUCUUUUGCUGUGGAUAGUAGAUUGCCUCAUUUGUCUCUUGCCUGCUGAGCAAGUUUGUAAAUCAAAUCUCGCCGGAUUGCUUAUUCCAACAACUCUUACUACAAGGUGUCCAACAGAUGAGGAAGAUGGCAGUGUGGGAAGAAUACUGCCAACAGAUCAAGAGCCAGCUGCUGACUGCCAUAUUUGUCUUCUCUCUAUUGGAUGCAGUGAGUGGCCUGCGGUGCUACCAGUGUGUGGGGAUGUUCCACGAAUGUGUCCAAUCAGAGCAAUUGUGUGCGCCGAGGGAUCGGUCCUGCUUCUCAUCUACCAUCAAACUUUUCUAUUCAAACAACUAUACAGGAGUAUUUCUGCUUCCAGAUUUAGAAAUUGCUGAGUACGUGAUGAAAGGCUGUUCUGGGGAAGGUGUAUCCAAUCGCACAGCUAACGUCUAUUCAGAAGACGAUCAUGAAGUUCACAACACGUAUUACUGUGACUCUAAUCUCUGCAACAUCCGGUUCACAGGUGCUCCAGCCAGCUCUACUCAAGCAGCCAAUGGCAUGGAGUGCUACAGCUGCUUUGAUCGUGGCACGGGGGACUGCGCUCAAGGAAAUGCUACUCGGGUCAAGUGUUUGGGAGAUAUGAAUCAGUGCAUGGAUUUUACUGUGAUCAACGGCGCCUGGAAAAUGACGUACCGGACAUGUGCCCUGGAGACCUUGUGCCGCCGGCAGUAUAUGAUGCCAGAACUCUCGGGGAGACUGGAGAUCAGCUGCUGUUCUACACCCCUCUGUAACGAUGGGCGACCUGGCCUUAAAAGCAUCUGCAGCCAUUUCUCAGAACAAGGAGUCAAGAAGCAGCCCGAGAAUGGCUUGGAAUGUGCCAGCUGCUGCGAUUCAGGCCAAGGUGAAUGUGCCCAUGGAAACUGGACUCAUGUUAAGUGUGUCGGAGAGCAGAUCAAGUGUGUGAACGUCACAGAGAAAGGCCAUACGUUGAUGCGUGGCUGUAGCUUGGAGAAGCUUUGUUGGGAGAAACCACAGUUGCUGGGUCUGGACCGAAAUUCUUCUAUCAACUGCUGCUCUGGCUCUCUCUGCAACAGAAGUUUGGCCCCAUCUGGAGAUGCCACCUUGGUCCUCCUGCUCCUGCUUUUUUGGCUGCUCCGAUAAAAGUCUGGAGUGUCCAAAUUUCAAGGAAGCCAAAGAAAGAUGGAGAACAGAGAGCCCAGCGUCACAAAGACUGAUGUACUGCAGCCACAGACUGUCCCUCUUGCCUCACAGCACCCAACAUAACAAGGCUUGCACAUAAGGUGGUUUUAAUUACUCCAGCCUACGUGACCACAUUCUUUGUGAUUCUCUCCACUGUCUUUAAGUAGGAAGCUUCAAGGAAACAGGUUUAGUGACCUGUGCAAGAAAGAAGGUUCUGUUUGCACGUGAAAACGAGGGUGGCAGAAGUUACAGUCCUGAAAUAUUAUCGGCCUCUCACUGCCUUGCAGCUUCUCAAGGCUAACUCCUGCCAAGGGACCCGAGCAUUUUAGCUUCCUUUCCUUCACAGGGUGAAAACCAAAAAAAAGCCCUUUGCCCUUUUAGCCUCAGUUGCAGGGUACGGCUCCGUGGGUAUUAGUUAUGCAAGACUUUUGAGUUGGCUCUCAUUCCUAAAUGGAAAUCGACGGUUUGCGUAAACAAAAAAUCUCUGACCGGUAUGAUUUCCUUGUUGCUAGGUAAAGGUAAAGGUUCCCUUCGCACAUACGUGCCAGUUGUUUCCAAAUCUAGGGGGCGGUGCUCAUCUCCGUUUUAAAGCUGAAGAGCCAGCACUGUCCGAAGACAUCUCCGUGAUCAUGUGGCCGGUAUGACUCAGCGCCAGAGGCGCACGGAAUGCUGUUACCUUCCCACCAAAGGUGGUCCCUAUUUUUCUACUUGCAUUUUUUAAGUGCUUUCAAACUGCUAGGUUGGCAGAAGCUUGGACAAGUGACAGGAGCUCACCCCAUUAUGUGGCUCUAGGGAUUCGAACCGCUGAACUGCCGACAUUUCGAUCGACAAGCUCAGCGUCUUACCCAUUAAGCCACCGCCUCCCUUCCUUGUCGCUAGAGAGAGCCAUAUUUCACCAGGACUGUAAGAAUCAUCUCAGAUCAUAGUCUCAUAUGCUGCUGAAUGUUUUCUGGAGGACAUGGCCCUCCAGUGAUGGGAGUGGUGCGGUGGCCUAGAGGUGGAGCUCUCGCCUUACAAUCGGGAGGCUGUGAGUUCGAUCCUAGGUAGAGGCAGAUAUUUCUCUCUCUCUGGAUCCACACUGAGAAUAUAUCUGCUGAACAAAACUCCGCGCUGGUGACAGGAAGGGCAUCUGGCCAUUAAAACGCUCUGCUAGCUCCAUUCAGUUGCCCAGACUCCACCCCAGCAUGGAAUGAUGGGGUCAUUAAAUGACGACGAUGACGAUGGUCCUCCAGCGAGGAACAAGACAUUGCUGUCCCCCCUGCCUGUGGACUUCAAGAUUGUGGUCUAUGAUCCUGCAUCUUCAUCCAGAAUUGCCCAGUGGAGGCUUCAAAGACAUCGAACAGGGGAAGGCUGUCCAAAACAUGUUGUGCACACUAAGCGGAUGGCGAUUUUAGCCAACCUUGUUGCAAGGAAUCAAAUCACACUCCUUGCAUUUCACUGCACAAACGCUGGUUGGAUCUAAUGCCUUUCAUCCUGCUAGGAGAACUAGCACCAAGGUGCCCACAGUCGCUUGGAUAGCGAGUCAGGCGGCGUAUAAAUGUAAUAAACAAACAUAUGCAAAGAUUGGCCAAUCAAUACAGAGCCAUGGGAGAAUCUGUUCUCCAACUUGUGGUGGCUGACGAA
Ahaetulla prasina is the source of this 3270-nucleotide messenger RNA. RefSeq names its product urokinase plasminogen activator surface receptor-like. The transcript has 9 exons. The record is from RefSeq and is a predicted model, not a curated record. NCBI's taxonomy places the organism in Eukaryota, Metazoa, Chordata, Lepidosauria, Squamata, Colubridae. Bases 586 to 1608 code for a protein of 340 amino acids.